AUGGACAAUUCGAUGCAGAUGCUGGAUAAAGUAAUGACGAAGGCCACCGAGAUGAUGGAGAAUAUGGUGGAAGUCUCCUGUUUAAACUUAGAGAAAGAAAAAGUUAAACUUAGACGUUUAGAGUUAGAAGCAGAGAUUAAAAACGAGAAUAGAGAAAAAUUAGAGAAACCCGAAGUCAAGGUACAGAGGGCUGCUGCAGAAGAGAACAUGAAACAAGUAAAAUGCUACAGAUGCAACCAAAUGGGUCAUAUGGCGAAGGACUGUCCACUAAUAGAAUUUGGUGCCUGGUUUUGUUACUACUGCCAGGAAAAAAAGGGUAGAUUUGUGCAAAAAGGCACAAAAAGAGUAGAUAACAAAGGGAAAAUAACCAAGAUACAACCAGCCGAGAAACCUAUAUCAACGAAAACAGCAAAUGAGGGAGAAUCAGAAGAAGGAAAAGAAGAAAAGCUAUGCUAUGCAAAGUCAGAUCAAGACAAGGAAUUUACGGGAGGUGCUUUUAAAGAGGUAUUAAAAAGAGAAAAGAUAAAAGCCAUAUUUGCAUCACCGUACACUCCAGAACACAAUGAAGUUGCAGAAAGGUUCAACAGAACGUUGAAAGAGAAAAGUCAUGACAACAGAGCAGCAAGAAACUGCACUAAGAAGGAUAGAAGUUACAAACUUAAAAUGUUUGAUGACGACUUAGAGGAACUAAAGAAAAACUUAGAAGAAAAAGAAGAAACUGGAAACAGAAAACAUAUGGAUGACACUCAUGGAGAUUUUAUCAAGCAGUGUGUUGAUUAA
Messenger RNA from Temnothorax curvispinosus, 780 nucleotides. RefSeq lists its product as uncharacterized. The record is from RefSeq and is a predicted model, not a curated record. Gene Ontology annotation, molecular function: nucleic acid binding; zinc ion binding. Gene Ontology annotation, biological process: DNA integration. The coding region runs from base 1 to 780 and encodes 259 amino acids. The transcript has 5 exons. NCBI's taxonomy places the organism in Eukaryota, Metazoa, Arthropoda, Insecta, Hymenoptera, Formicidae.